Molecule: messenger RNA, 1239 nt
Organism: Daphnia magna
Lineage: Eukaryota; Metazoa; Arthropoda; Branchiopoda; Diplostraca; Daphniidae
Exons: 6
Coding region: 1-891 (296 amino acids)
Source: RefSeq, a predicted model, not a curated record
AUGGAUCACGAUCGAAUCGCGGAUUAUUACCCGAUUCGCGACAUAAUUCGUGAAAACGGGUGGGAUAAAAGCCACGUUGAUGCUUUGUUAUGCCGCUUAGAUGCCGAGGACGCGGAGCUCAGUAAAAAGGAUCGUUCUGCUAUUAAUAUUGCAGUCGGUAAAUGGCUCUACAAACAUAAGGGAAUGAAUGGCAUGCCAAAGCCAGCAGAAUUUGACAUGGCUGCCAAGUCGAUUGUAGCGCAUUUUCCGAUAGCAAAGGAUGCAUCAAGCACUGCCGAUAACAUCAUUCACUCUUCGUGGUAUGAUGUAAAUACAAACGUUGGACGUUUAUCAAAUUACGUCAGGGAUCGCAGAUCCAAUAAUAAGAAUAAAGGGGCCAUUGUAAGGAGCUACAAUAAAAGACAAACUGAAAAUUUUGAAGAUGAAUUCGACAUUACUUUACAAGACCAAGAAAGAUUUAUGCGCGAGAACCAAGUAACCACCGAAAAUAAAGAAAAAAUGAUGCAGUGUCAUUUUGGCACGCUCGAAUCCCGUAGAAAAUGGAUCCUCGAGAAAAAACCUACCGUGACAGACAUUCUGACAAGGUUUCCCAGAUUCACAUCACUAAAGGGAGCGGUUGAUUGUGACCUGAAAUUUGUGGAAGGGUGGCGAACAGAGGAAUUUACCGAAAGGUGGAAAAAAAUUGAAAAAUCUUUGGCAGUGGAGCUAUUGAAAAAACACGGAGAAUCUUUGGAGCCGUUUGCAGAGCUCACCAUGGAUCUAGUAGAUUCUUAUGAAAAUUCACUGCUCGGACUUGAUACGGCCAACGACAGGACACUUAUAAUAUUUUCAUCUCUUCAAAUUCUUUUUCCACCUCGCCCGUCUAGGGCCUCGAAAGGGUUUACGGUGUGAGACCGAUGGAAUGAUCCAACCCGGAUUAAUUGUUAUUGGAAAUCGCCGUUACAUAAAAGCGGAUCUCAUCCCAAUCAAAAUUAAUACUCCAUCGGCUGCUGAAUCUAUUGCAAUUUUGUUUGCUGUAUAUCAUAUAUUCAAUUUAAUUUUUCCCGACAACCUCAACCUGGUGUAUAUUUUUUUGCAAAAUAUGAUGGAGUAUGGGAGGGAAAAAGAGGCUUUACCCAACAACAAAAAAAAGAAAACAUGUAAAUCUUUGGUUGUCAACGAUUUUUCAUUGAAAAUUCUACAACUUUUGAAGCCGGAAUAAAACUCGGAAAAAAAAAAAUACAACUACUUUUUCUCCUA